GUGUAACGGAGUGCGGUGAAGGAGAGAGAGAGGGAUGGUGGCGGAGAUGGCGAGCUGCGGAGCGGCAUGUCACUUGGAGGACGGAGAAGGAGACACCCCUGCACCUGAAAACAAAGAUAAUCUGACAGAAGGUGAGAGCAGUAGUUCAGAUAACACGGGAACAUCCGCUGACGAGAGCUCAGAGGAAGAUGAUGAGGAUGAAGAGGAGGAUGACGACUCCGGCUGUGCUGAGAAGGAUGGAGGAGAAGAAGAAGAAGAAGAAGAAGAAGAAGCUGAGGACGCUCAUGCUCAUGCUGAGGAGUCGAAACACGAGUCAGCCGCUGGACGUGAAGCCGACGUUCUGAACGGGAAAGAUGAGAGGCAGUUCAAAGUAUGCUGUGAAAAAUGCAGAGCCAUCCAUCAGAGCCAUGGCAAUGACGUCGUUACUCCAAGGAGGAUCUCCAAGGGACGAUUACAGGUGCAGCUGGAAGGAGAGGGAGCGUACGAGUGUUCGGUCACCGGUCUGGUGUUUGAAGCAUCAGAGCGAGUACUCAUAAGGUACUCGGUCUUGUCCUGGUCCAAGUUUGGCGCAUUCCUCCGAGACUCCUGGAAGUUUGCCGGACCCAUCUUCAAUGUGGACACAGUCGGCAAGGACGCAUCUGUCCUCAAGUCCAUUCAGUUCCCUCACUCCAUCUGCCUCGCUGACCCAGAAAAGGACAUGACCUUCAGCGUCCUACACAUCAAGGGCAACCGUCCUCUCAUUGAGCCCACAGUGGACCACACAGGUAGCCACGUGAAAUGGAACGUGACGUCGCUCUCACCUGUGGGUCCCAUCAUCCAGACCAGCCAGUCUGUGGAGCACCACGGCGUGGUCCUGGUCUAUAAACAGCUGGGAGGCGACAACAACAGCUACAGUUUCCAUGUGUACCUGGCCACUAACAGUUCAUCUGACAUCAAAGAUAUAUGCAAACAAGUGCGGGGCUACAAGAAUCGCUACAUCCGGAUCGAAAAGCCUCCCACGUGUAAACUGGACGAGGGGACGUAUCGUCUCCUGAGCGAGCCAGAGGGAGACAUCAAACCCCAGGAUUUGAAAUUCACUCUCGCGGUGACAAAGAUGAAAGGCUACUUUGAAGCUUACUUUGAGCAGCCUCCGCCCUUUAAGUUGUCUCUUAUAGAGACCGAGUCUGAUCAGACUGUAUGGUCUGCCACCAUCAGAGAAGGUGACUGUGUGGAUACGACAGAAAAGAAGCCCAGGAAAAGGACUAACAACCGACCAGUGUGCAUGGGUUGCUUUGGUAACAACAUAAUCGUGUCCAUAUUUGUGGCUCAGCUUUCAGUCCUGGGUGCAGGCAGGAAGAGGAGCAGCAGUCCAUCAGAAGACGAAGCCUUCUGUAAAAAGCCUCGCUGGCAGGACGAGUCAGACGGAGUGAAGACAGGAAUGCCUCAGGUUCAGGACUUGUCCGAGAAGCAGCUAUUACAGGUGGCCAAGCAACUGGGCAAGGAGUGGAAACAGGUGGCCAUCUAUCUCGACCUGAACUCCAGGCACCUGGAUGACAUUCAGGCGGCGGAGAAAGAUGUGACCAUGCAGAAGCUGAAGAUGCUGGUGGAGUGGAAGGGCAGACAGCUGCCGGGAGAAGCCACGGCGAGCCGUCUGUGGAAAAGUGUGGAGGAGCUGGCAAACGACUUGCCAAACGAGGUCCGACAGACACUGCAAGAUAUGAUAAACAACCCAGCAGCUAAGUGAAAACAUCUUUGUCGGCAUCACAGAGAAAAACCUCUCAGGAAAACAGCGAGGCAGAGUCGACCUCUGGACCGAACAUCAGCUCUUCCCCCUGUUUGCUGAUUUCUGGACAUGAAACUUAAUUAUAAGUUGUUUUUUUAUUUUUUUUUAUUUCUGCAUUUCAUGAAGACGUCAUAAACUUGGACAGUGACAGGCAUUUCUCCUCAUUUUCAAACGUUUUGAAUAUCUAGUGAGGUAGGUGGAUGUGUGGAGGGCAAUAAGAUAUUCAGCAGCUAAUUAUGUAGCCAGUGACGGAGCUAAAUGUAGGUGCUGCAGUGUUGACGCUGCAAACAUCAGGACAAAUCUUUCCAAUCUUUGUGUUUGCUUUCACUUUUAAACACAAUAUUUCUGGGAGUUUUUAGAAAAAUCAGGCAUUCCAACACAUACGAGACAUUCCAAAGCGUCAAAGACUGAAGUACGAUUUUGUGUCUCGUACGUUUUUUUUUUUAAUGUUUUUGUAUAUUAUGUCCUGUACAUAUCUUUUUAUAACCAACAUUUUCAAAUCUAUUUUUUACGUCUGUUUCAAAUGUUUGUUUUUUUAAAACUGUCUGUGUCUGUUAGACCCAACGUAGCUGCACGAGGUCCAUUAUUAUGUUUUUUUGUUUUUUGUCUUUGGUCGUUACUUGAAUUAUGAACCAUUUCCUGCUGUUUCGGGGACUGGAACACACAUCCUGUGUUUAAGUAUACACUUUUUUUGUGUGUAGUACAGACGUUUAGAACUCAUAGAAAACACAAACGACAACUUUGAAGUUUUCUUCUUGUGUGAGUCUAAACCAGGCGUCAUGCCUGUGUUUUCAAAGCUUAUUUCAUAGAUGUAGAAAUUAGAGAUAAACUUUGAGGAAAACAAGUCUCAGUUAUGGUCAAUUUUCUCAUCAUUAGUUGAGAAUCCUUUGUUAGAACCACUUUUCAGAUGACAUGCUGUGGGUGUAGUAACACUAUUUCUGGAAAAACUGCAGAAACUGCAUGAAGAAUGGUGAAUGUUGUCAAGGUCUUCCAUGCUGAUGUGAUGCAGUAAUGUUUACGUUCAAUAUCAGUGACCAAGUCAGGCCUUUGUGUAUCACUGUAGGUCUGUGUCAUUUGGAAUAAAGGCAACAGUGCAAAUAUU
Molecule: messenger RNA, 2864 nt
Organism: Solea solea (common sole)
Lineage: Eukaryota; Metazoa; Chordata; Actinopteri; Pleuronectiformes; Soleidae
Exons: 18
Coding region: 35-1723 (562 amino acids)
Biological process (GO): mRNA export from nucleus; regulation of DNA-templated transcription elongation; signal transduction
Cellular component (GO): THO complex part of transcription export complex
Molecular function (GO): protein binding
Source: RefSeq, a predicted model, not a curated record